Fonsecaea nubica is the source of this 1647-nucleotide messenger RNA. RefSeq lists its product as hypothetical. Lineage: Eukaryota; Fungi; Ascomycota; Eurotiomycetes; Chaetothyriales; Herpotrichiellaceae. The record is from RefSeq and is a predicted model, not a curated record. Gene Ontology annotation, cellular component: mitochondrion. The transcript has 2 exons. Bases 1 to 1647 code for a protein of 548 amino acids.
AUGAGAAACCUCUUUCGAACGUGGCAACGCAGUCGGCUCGGCCGUUCUGCCACCCGAGAUCUUUUCUCCCCCACUGCAGGACGCUGGCUUUGGAACGAGCCUCGCCAGCGUCAAGAGCACACUCAGACAUUCGACCUGAAGGCUCUAGAAGAUGUCAUUAUCAAAGCAGCGGGAUCAGCACUGGAUCCCGCAUUCGUUCGGCUCGAGAAGCUUGCCGAAGGCGCAUCCAACAAAGUCUUUUUGGCUGUUGUUGGCAAACAGCGAUUGAUAGUCAAAAUUCCUGAUCCGGUCGUUCCACCGCGCUUGGUCACGGCAAGCGAAGCGGCUACACUCGAAUUCUUGCGGUCUGAGCUGGACUUGCCAGUUCCCAAGGUGUUUGCAUGGAGCGAUAGCAGCGACAACCCAGUCGGCUGCGAAUACAUUCUCAUGGAGGAGGCUCAAGGGCGACCCUUGAAUGCCAUAUGGCCCAGCCUCGACAUUCCAGACAAGCUCGCUGUUGUCGAUGAAGUGCUGUCAAUACAAAAGCGACUCAUCGCAGCCAGCAAUGUCUUCGACGGAUAUGGGAGCCUGUAUUUUGCCGACGAUGUUGCAAAGCUUGGAAUCUCGCACCACUUGCCAGUAUCAUCAGCUGGAGGUCGGAAAUAUUGCAUCGGCCCACUGGCAAACCAACAUUUCGUUGAACCGGUGCUCAUGGCCUCGGGGGUGGAUUGUGGUCCUUGGCGAAGUUCACAAGACUAUCUCACUUCCAUCGCACGCUCUUCCAUGGCGCAGAUUGUGACAUCCAAAGACCAAGACACGACCGCCAGCCGAGCGUUCUCCUUCCCAGUCAACACAGCAAGCGACACAUCGGCCACUGCCGUGUGUAAUAUGCUUCAGACACUUUGUACUGUGAUGCCGUAUAUUCUUCCCCGCACUGUGAAGCAAAACCAGCCGGUGCUGUGGCAUAAAGAUCUACACUUUGGGAACUUGUUUGUCUCCGCGCUGGGCAAAGUCUCUUGCAUUGUUGACUGGCAAGGUACGGACAUCCUGCCGUUAUUUCUAGCGGCACGAAUCCCUCAAUUUAUCCAACUGGAAGAUGACGCACUUCUUCUGGAGCUCCCGGAGGACUUCUCAAUUAUGCCCUCAGCGACAAAGCUUCGAAUUUGGGAAAGGUAUCGCCAGUCCAUGCUUCAGCAGUAUUAUCUUGCCGAUCUAAGAGAAAGUGCGCCCGAACUUGCAGCCUUACUCGAAGACAGACAUUUAGCGCCUAUUCGAAAGCAGGUAGAGUUGUUUGGGAGAGUACGGCCCGGGCAAGAUACCGAUGCCCUUUUCCUACGGGAGACAUUACUCCGAAUCCAGCGACAUUGGCCUGACUUCUUUUUUGAGGAAGGGAUCUCUCCACAAUGCCCAAUCAAGAUUGCCGGUGACGAGUUAAUAAAUCACCAGAGAGAUGGACGACGUUACAAUGAGUUUCAAGACCUCCUCAAGGCCUGCAACAUACCUGUCGCUGAAGAGGGUUGGGUCCCAGCUGAUCAGUUCGCGGAGCGACACAAUGACCUCACGAUUGCGAUAAGGAAAACCAUCGAGUCUUUGGAGAGUCAAGCAGAGCGGCUCGAGUUUGAGAACAGACUUUAUCAUUGGAACUUGACUGAUUGCCCAGCUACAUGA